GUGUGGUGGAGGGUGGAGACGAGAGAAGAGUAAACCAAGUCAACACACGUGUGUGCUGCGCGACUUGAAUUUUUUGUGAUAGAGAUACUUUUUACUUGGCUUUGAAGUUUACGCUCACCUUUCAAACAUGGGUGUCAAAAAGAAGAUAGGAAAGCAACGUAAAGAUAAGUUCUACCAGCUUGCCAAGGAAACAGGUUUUCGUUCGCGUGCAGCAUUUAAGCUUAUUCAAUUAAACCGUAAAUUCAGUUUUCUUGAAAAGUCUCGAGUAUGUAUAGACUUGUGUGCUGCUCCUGGAGGAUGGAUGCAAGUUGCACGACAAAACAUGCCAGUCUCCAGUAUUGUUGUUGGUGUGGAUUUAUUUCCUAUAAAACAGAUUCCUGGAGCUAUUGGGCUUGUGGGUGAUAUUACCACUGAUGAAACUGCGAAAGCUUUAGAGAAAGAACUGCAAACCUGGAAGGCUGAUGUUGUCUUACACGAUGGUGCUCCAAAUGUUGGUAAAAACUGGUUGCAUGAUGCCUAUGGUCAAAUUUGUUUAACUCUUAGUGCUUUGAAGGUAGCAACAAGGUUUCUCCGUAGAGGAGGGUGGUUUGUUACCAAAGUAUUCCGAUCCAAAGAUUAUCAUGCUUUGGUGUGGGUUUUAAAACAAUUGUUCAAUAAGGUUCAUGCAACAAAACCAUCUGCGUCUCGUGCUGAAUCAGCUGAGAUUUUUGUUGUAUGCCAAGGCUAUGUUGCUCCUGAUCACCUAGACCCCAGGUUUUUAGACCCCAAGUAUGUCUUUGAAGAACUGGAAUUGGAGCCCAAAGUUCGUGUCACAGAUAUUAUGCAUCCUGAAAAGCAAAAGAAAGCCAGGGCUCAAGGGUACCGUGCUGGAGAUUACACACAACACACCACAAUAACAGCCAAAGAGUUCAUUGCACAUUCCAACGGAAUUGAGGCUCUCGCUGGCCUAGCUGAGAUUGUAUUUGAAGAUGAUGAAAUAAGUAAACACCCUAAAACAACAGCUGAAAUUCGAGAAUGUUGUAAAGAUAUUAAGGUUCUGGGAAGAAAAGACCUACGUGUAGUAUUGAAUUGGUACAAAGCUGUGCGAGAAGAUCUUAUCAGUAAAAUUAAAGUGGAAAAAGGAGAUGGAGAUACUAUUGAAGUGAAAGAUGAUGAAGAUGAGAAGCUGUCCAUUGAUGAAGAUGAGUUAGAACUGCAGGAGGUUUCCAAGAGGAUUGAAGCACUCAGUGAAGAAGAGAAAGCUGAGGCUAAGAAGAAGCGAAGAAAAGCUAACAAAGAAAGGCAAAAACUCCAAGAAAGGAUGAAUUUAAAAAUGGUUCUCAAAGGUGAUAUUGGUCCUACAAUGGAAGGGGAAGAAGCAUUUGACCUGCGUGCUAUUACCAAUGCUGCUGACUUGUCAAGAAUGACUGAUCAGGCCCCAGAAAUUGUUGCUGAAUCAGAUGAAUCUGAUGACGAUGCCCCCAAGCUCAAAAUAGAAAGAUAUAACAAAGAAAAAUCCCAUCUUGAUAAAUCUGGGAAGUUUUAUAAGGACAGUGAGAGUGAGCCAGAAUCUUCAAGUGAGGAUGAAGAUGAAGAAAAAUAUAUGAAAGAUGGUUUAGGUCUUGAUAGUGACAACGAAGAUGGUCCUCAGAAGUCGGGCAAGAAAAAGAAAUCAGUAACAUUUGCAGAUACUGGAAACUCUAAGUCUAAUGGCAAGGAUGCUCCUUCAGGAAAUAGAAAGUCCAUGAAAGUCACUGAUUCUGAAAGUUCAAACCCACUCAUUACUGAUUUGGAUCCCAGGGAUAAAAAAGACAAGCGAGCCCAGAAAGCCCAGCUGUGGUUUGAAAAGGAUGCCCUAAAAAAUCUUAUGAAUGAGGCUGAUGAGGACUUUGAAUUGGACCAACUUGCAGAAGAGUAUCAUAAAAAGGGUGGUCGUAUUCUUGGCGAAGAGAAGCGGAGUAAAAAGCGAACAUUUGAUCCUAUUGAUGAGUAUUCAGAUGACGGUGAUGAGGGUAGUGAUUAUGAUGUUGAACAGUCACUCACAACUCAACCAGACAAAAAAGCUAAGAAGGCUAAAAAGGAGGCAGAUAAGGAUGGGUUUGAAGUAGUGCCCAAAGAAAAAGUUUCCAAAGCCAAGAAAGUCAAGUUGGAUGAAGAAGGUCUUGCUCUUGGUGCCUUAAUGGUAUCCUCUUCUAAAGCAAAGCGAAAUAUUGUUGAUGCUGGAUGGAAUAAGUAUGUUUUUAAUGAUGACAACCUACCUGAUUGGUUCGUUGAAGAAGAGAAAAAACAUAUGAAGAAGGAUGUGCCAGUACCAAAGGAAAUGGUGGAUGAAUACAAGAAAAAGAUGGAGGAAAUUAAUAUCAGGCCUAUUAAGAAGAUUGUUGAAGCUAAAGCCAGAAAGAAGAGGCGAGCUGUCAAAAAACUUGAGAAAGCUAAGAAGAAAUUGGAGAAUAUCAUGGAAAAUGUUGAUAUGUCAGAUAAGGAAAAAUCCAAACAAAUCAAAUCACUUUACAGGAAAGCUAAAGAAAAGAAGAAGGAGAUCACUUAUGUUGUGGCCAAGAAGAGUGGUGCAGCCAAGAGAGCGAAGCGACCUCAGGGAGUAAAGGGACCUUACAAAGUAGUAGAUCCACGAAUGAAGAAGGAUCAACGAAAACAGAAGGCUGCUUUCAAAAAGCAAGGGAAAAAGGGUAAAUCAACUAAACCCGUUGAUAAGAAAGCUUUGAAGAAAAUGAAGAGAACACAGAGAGCGCAAAAUUCUUCGAAAGCUUAAAAUUAACUUUGUAGACUAGAUUUUAUCGUGAUUACUUUUCAAUUUCCCAUAGCAAGAAUUAUGACUCAAAUUGAUAUUUUAUCUAUCUAUGUUUUUGAUUGACUGUUGUGAUUACUGGCUUUUACUGGCUUAAUAUGUCAACUGCUGUGAUGUAUGAAUUGAAAUCAAUUCACUUGUACCUUUGAUGUAUGUCAUGUAAUUUACAUCUUAUUGUAUUUAUUAUUUUAUAAGGUUGUAAUUUUGUUUUUGGAAAGCUGAGCUUUGAUGUGCAGCUUUAAUAACUUAAAAAUCAUUUUUGAAAAGGCAUACAUUUUUGUAAAUACAUACAAAUGAAAUGAACCACUA
Messenger RNA from Frankliniella occidentalis (western flower thrips), 3094 nucleotides. RefSeq names its product pre-rRNA 2'-O-ribose RNA methyltransferase FTSJ3. Gene Ontology annotation, cellular component: nucleus; preribosome, large subunit precursor; nucleolus. NCBI's taxonomy places the organism in Eukaryota, Metazoa, Arthropoda, Insecta, Thysanoptera, Thripidae. Gene Ontology annotation, molecular function: rRNA (uridine-2'-O-ribose)-methyltransferase activity; rRNA (guanine) methyltransferase activity. Gene Ontology annotation, biological process: rRNA methylation; maturation of 5.8S rRNA from tricistronic rRNA transcript (SSU-rRNA, 5.8S rRNA, LSU-rRNA); maturation of LSU-rRNA from tricistronic rRNA transcript (SSU-rRNA, 5.8S rRNA, LSU-rRNA). The transcript has 14 exons. The record is from RefSeq and is a predicted model, not a curated record. The coding region runs from base 128 to 2749 and encodes 873 amino acids.